This is a messenger RNA of Astrephomene gubernaculifera, 1453 nucleotides long. The record is from the annotation of a GenBank genome assembly. Lineage: Eukaryota; Viridiplantae; Chlorophyta; Chlorophyceae; Chlamydomonadales; Astrephomenaceae.
CAUAGCACUGCACUGUUUUUCGCCUAGCGUCACAUAAGUACUACUGUAGGUAAUCCCUGCAAGAACUAAGAACACCAAGCUUGCGACAGCUAAGUUGUAAGACGCGUUGCUAAGUAAAGCACAAAAAUGCGGAGCGGGAGCGGCGUUCUUUGUAUUUCGGCAUGCCAAUUGGUAGUGGGCCUCUGCUUACUUGGAGUCUACGAGGGUUACAAGGCCUAUUACUACGACAACUUGACCGACGAGUCGGCCAGCGUCUCCAGCCGCGUUGCCACUUAUGAGUCGCCCCUGGACUUCCGCUCACCCAUGGGCUUCUCCUACUACCUCUCCAUAGCCAACAACAUGUUUGCGAUCUUCGGACUAGCGGGUGUCAUCAACGCGCAGCGGGAACUGAUCAUUGCGUUCUUCUCCUACAACGCGGCGCAGAUGGUCAUCGCCUUCCAUGCCUUUGUGGACUUGUGCACGGACGUGGGUAUCAGGUACGCCGGUGAGCCCGCCAAGCUCACCUCCUUUGAGCGCGCCUCCGCCACCUUCAUCUUCUUCUGCUUCCUGCUUAGCUUGCUAGCAACCGUGUUCGCGGUGAAGGCGAUCGACGAGGUGAAGACCAAGCAGCGUGAGGAGCUCACCCGCAUGGCAGUGCUGUCGGACACCCUGCAGUACGAGGUGGACAACGCAUGAGGGAGAAGGGAGGCGGGAGGAUGAAGUAAGGAAAACUGACUGGAGGGAGGGAGGAGGGCGCAUACUGGGACAGAUGGAGCCUGAUAAGAGCUGUCAUAGUGCAGCAUCAGGGAUUUGUAUGCGUCCUUUAGGUCAUGUGGCAAUGGGUAUAGUGAGUGUCGCGGUACGGAGACGGCUGCGGUAUUGGGAUGCCGAGCGCCCCACUGUGCUGCAGGAAGGAAGGGUGAACACUGGCAGGGCUGCCCCAGCCGGGUUGGGGCUUCGAUUGUCUCCAUAGCUGUGUAUUCGGGCUCUGGGGACCUAGGCGGCUGCGGAGCCCUUUGGCGGACACAACUCGACUGGAGUGCUGUACGGAGUGACGCGCAGGCCCUUGCUUCGCUGUGAAUUGCUGUGGGAGGUGCUGGGGCUGUGUUGCUGCAUUUGCAGAGGAGGAGUUCCCUGCACGCAUGGGUCGUAGACGAUGACUUCCAUGCUCCUACUAAGAGCAUGCCUUCUCGCUCGGAACUGGAUAUACGGGCGGCUGCUGUUGCAUGCAUGCUAGCGGAUGGGCUGGUGAUAAGAAUGCAUAUUUAAUCAGUGCCUGCCCCCUGGUAUCAACCUUUCCUUGUGGCUCGUCUUGGCUGCUGGCUGGGUUACUCACAGACGCCGGCGCCUAACCUGACUACCUGUACUUAUUGCCUAUACAAUCUUUCGUCCCCAUGAUCCUUAAACCCUUCUAGGGAUCGAACGUGUACAGACGAACACAAUCGUGGUUGCCAUAUUUGUUACACGAUAGCUG